Molecule: messenger RNA, 2945 nt
Organism: Diatraea saccharalis (sugarcane borer)
Lineage: Eukaryota; Metazoa; Arthropoda; Insecta; Lepidoptera; Crambidae
Source: the annotation of a GenBank genome assembly
CUUGUCAAAAUUGCAAAUUCAACCAAACUGUGUUUGUGUCGAUAAUUCAAUUCAUUGGGCUGAUUUUUUUUGAUAUAUUUCAGAUAAAUAAUACAAGAUGACUGUGAAAAACAAAACUGACGAACCAAAAAAAGAGAAAACUGAGACUGCAGCUGCUCAGAGUGAUGAUCUGUCGGAAGAAGAUAAACGUCUUCAAGAAGAGUUGAAUAUGCUGGUUGAAAAACUUGUGGGGAAUGAUGUUGAGUUAUACUUUCCAGCCUUACAAAUGCUUAGUAACCUCAUAAGGACGUCUACCACCUCUAUGACCUCUGUUCCCAAACCAUUGAAGUUUUUACGAGAACACUAUCCUGCUUUAAAAGAAGUAUAUGAAAAGAUCAAAGAUGCAAAAACAAAAAAGUUUUGUGCUGAUGUAGUGUCUGUGCUGGCCAUGGGUGUGAGUGGAUCACAGGAUGCUACUGAAAAGCGAGAAUGUCUGAAGUAUUGUUUACUGGGCACUAUGUCAAACGUUGGCGACUGGGGUCAUGAGUAUGUGCGACAAUUAGAAGGUGAAAUAGCUGAGGAAUGGAAUGUUGAGAAUAUGGAAACACUAUUGCCAUUAGUACGUGAUGUUGUUGCUUUUGAUAUGCAGCAUUCUGCUGAAAUCCAAGCCUGUGAUCUACUCAUGGAGAUUGACAGAUUGGAUCUUUUAACACAACACAUGGAUCAGAGUAACUAUCCACGUGUAUGUCUUUAUCUUAUUGGAUGCGCUAGUUAUGUAGUAGAACCGGAAUCAACACAAAUUUUACAAGGUGUGUUGGAUACAUAUUUGCGGUUUGGUGAAUAUCCUCGAGCCCUUCUUGUAGCUAUGCAGCUACAUGACAGAGUCAAAUGUGAGGAAGUUUUCAAUGCUUGCAAUGAUUCCCUUAUAAAGAAGCAAUUAUGCUACAUGCUUGCUAGACAAUAUGUCCCAUUAGAAUUGGAAGAUGAAGAUCUACGCACUAUUCUCCUUAAUGCACACAUCAAUGAUCAUUUCCUUAGUCUAGGUAGAGAGCUUGAUAUCAUGGAGCCUAAAACACCUGAGGAAGUGUACAAAACUUGGUUGGAGUCAGCUGGUUCAGCUCUCCGUCCAUCUCUAUUGUCUGAGCAUCCUGUUGACUCUGCUAGACAAAAUCUCUCUGCAACAUUUGUCAAUGCUUUUGUAAAUGCUGGAUUUGGACGUGACAAACUUGUUACUACAGAUGAUGGCAAUAAAUGGAUGUAUAAAAACAAGGACCAUGGCAUGCUAUCUGCUGCUGCAUCAUUAGGAAUGAUUCACUUAUGGGAUGUAGAUGGCGGUCUGACUCCAAUUGACAAAUACUUGUAUACGUCAGAUGAGCAUAUAAAAGCUGGUGCGUUACUAGCCCUGGGCCUUGUUAAUUGUGGUGUACGCAACGAAUGUGACCCAGCACUUGCUCUCCUCUCUGAUUAUGUUUUACAUUCAAGUUCAAACCUCAGGAUCGGCAGUGUUCUUGGUCUGGGCAUCGCGUAUGCGGGCACGCAACGUGAAGAUGUCCUAUCGCACUUAUUACCAGUACUUAGUGACACAGCUGCACCCGCUGAGAUUUGCGCACUCGCGGCCAUCUCCUGCGGCCUUAUCGCCGUCGGUUCCUGCAACGGUGACGUAACCUGUGCUAUUAUUCAACGUCUUAUAGAUGACAACAAGGACUUGCAUUCUUCAACAUACGCCCGAUUCUUACAUUUGGGUCUUGGGUUAUGUUUCUUAGGUUGUAAGGAACGCACUGAAGCCACUAUGGCCGCUCUGGAAGUACUACCUGAACCACAACAAUCGCUUUGCCAGACAACCCUCUCGAUGUGCGCGUACGCGGGCACUGGCGAUGUUCUUGUCGUCCAACAAAUGUUGCACAUCUGCUCCAAACAUUAUGAAACUGAUAAUGAGCAAUCGUCCACUGAAGACACUGCAUUCAAGAAGACAGACAAAAAAGAAGCCAAGGAAGGAACCAGCUCUGGGUCUACCAGCAAGGACGAUAAAAAUAAAAGCAAAUCAUCGAAGGACAGUAAGAACAAAGAGAAAGACAAGGAAAAGGAGGCCAACAAGGAAUUGUCGUCGGUUCAAGCAGUAGCUACGCUGGGCGUGGCGGUGAUAGCGCUCGCUGAGGAAACGGGCGCCGAGAUGUGCACGCGUAUCUUCGGACAACUGGGUCGCUAUGGGGAGCCGGCUGUGCGUCGCGCCGUACCACUGGCUAUUGCACUAUGCUCCAUCUCGAAUCCUCAACUGGCAGUUAUCGAUGUCCUGAACAAAUAUUCGCACGACUCCGAUAAUGACGUCGCAUACAACGCUAUAUUCGCCAUGGGUCUUGUUGGAGCUGGUACCAAUAAUGCCAGACUGGCGACGAUGUUGCGCGCACUGGCCCUGUACCACGGCAAGUCGCCGGUGCACCUGUUCAUGGUGCGCCUGGCGCAGGGGCUGUGCCACGCGGGCAAGGGCACCGUCACGCUGUGCCCCGCGCACGCGGACCGCCGCCUGCUCAACCAGCCCGCCCUCGCGGGGCUGCUGGUCGUGCUCACCGCCUUCCUAGACUGCAAGACCAUUAUCCUCGGCAAGUCACAUUAUUUACUGUACGUACUCGCCACGGCAAUGCAACCCCGUUGGCUCGUCACUCUCGAUGAGAAUCUCCAGCCUCUCAAUGUCAGCGUGCGUGUUGGCCAGGCUGUAGACGUGAUCGGUAAGGCUGGUACUCCCAAGACUAUAGCCGGCUCGCACACUCACACCACACCAGUGUUGCUGUCAUUCGGUGAACGAGCCGAACUUGCUACAGACGAGUACAUCCCUCUGUCACCGGUCAUGGAAGGAUUCGUCAUAUUGAAGAAAAACGAGGACAGCGUCAUGGCGUCCGUUCAAUAAAUACCUGCAUUCAUUUAAGCUUCAUUUAACAUAAUGUAUUAUUAUUAUUCUCAACUUAAUACAC